Molecule: messenger RNA, 1734 nt
Organism: Encephalitozoon romaleae SJ-2008
Lineage: Eukaryota; Fungi; Microsporidia; Unikaryonidae
Product: V-type ATP synthase
Exons: 1
Coding region: 1-1734 (577 amino acids)
Biological process (GO): vacuolar acidification; proton transmembrane transport
Cellular component (GO): vacuolar proton-transporting V-type ATPase complex; proton-transporting V-type ATPase, V0 domain
Molecular function (GO): ATPase binding; proton-transporting ATPase activity, rotational mechanism
Source: RefSeq, a predicted model, not a curated record
AUGCUAAGAAGUGAAAAGAUGUGUUUGGUGUCGAUGUAUUUUAGCAAGGAUACAGCAAAGCAAACGAUUACUGAGAUAGGAAAGAAUGGAUUGCUUCACUUCAAAGAUCUUAACAAGGAUAUCAAGAGUGAGAAUCUACUAUAUACCAGAGAGAUAACACACAUGGAGAAGCUCAUUUCCAGGCUACAAUAUCUGACUGGGGAUGUCAAGGAGGUUGAUGAAGGGAUCAAGCAUAGUGACAUAGAUCAGGUAGAGGAGCAGGUCAACAAAUUUUUUUCUAGAUUGAUACAACUGAAGUCGAUAAAGAAGGAGACCGAUACGAAUCAGACCAGGUUAAAGGAGGACCUGUACAUGCUAGAGGAGACAGAGAAUUUUCUUGGAACAGUUACGGAGGAGGCACAUCUCGUCCAGUUUGAUUUCAUGACUGGGAUAGUCGAGAAAGGAAAAAAGCUCUUGAUAAGAAAGGUGCUUCACCAAGCAUUGAGAAGAAAUCUGGUUAUAAGAACGAAGGAUGUGGAAGACGGGACAAAGGCCGUAUUUAUUGUAUUUGCACAUGGGAGCGAGGCAUUGGAAAAGGUUAAGGAUAUAUUUUCUUCCUUAGGAGGAAGGAUACUGGACCAUAAAAAAUUCAGGGAGUGCAAGCGAGGAUUGCUUGAAUUGAGUGCAACAAUAAGUCAGAUGCAACAGAUUGAAGAUCACAACGAUGAAGCAAUAAGAAAAGAGCAGGAAAAGAUACGCCACCUUGCAAAUACCUGGAGAUAUUAUCUAAAUAAGGAGAUGAAGAUCUAUCAGGCUCUUAACAAACUCAGCUUUGAUUUUGAUCGAGAUUGCCUUGUAGGGGAGGCCUGGAUUCUUGGAGAGGAGAUAGGCAAAUUGAAAAGGAUCAAUGAGAUUAAAGGAGACGGAACAAGCCUGUUUGCAUUUGAAAUUACAGAGAGCGAGGAAAUGCCACCCACUUACUUUAAGACAAAUGAGUUUACAGAGCCCUUUCAAAUCCUUACAAAUACUUAUGCAGUUCCAUCGUAUGGAGAAAUCAAUCCUGCAAUAUUUACAUUAUUUACUUUUCCGAUGCUUUUUGGAUGCAUGUUCGGAGAUGUAUUUCACGGAUUACUGCUUCUCUGUUUAUCGGUAUAUCUAAUAAGGAAUUCAAAGAGGUUUAAGAACUGCUCAGAAACCUUGCAAAUGAUUGUAAGUGGGAAAUACAUAAUACUAACCUUUUCGAUUGGAGCCAUGUUUUUUGGGCUUUUAUACUCCGACUUUGGGUCUCUUGCAAUUCCUUUAUUUACUUCAAGCAGAGACAGUAACCGAACCUAUCCAUUUGGAGUUGACCAUAUGUGGCAUCAUUCUAAGAAUGAAAUGGUUUUUCUCAACUCGAUGAAGAUGAAGAUGUCGAUAAUAAUAGGGUUUUUACACAUGAGCUUGGGAGUAGUUAUUUCCUUUUUGAAUGCUAUGUAUUUCAACGAGCCUGUAGAGAUAUAUGGUGUGCUGAUUCCCCAAACGAUCGUCUUCUGUUCAUUUGUGGGAUACAUGGUAUUUCUAAUAAUAUACAAAUGGCUAGUCACAUCUAACUAUCCAUCAAUAAUUGGAGUUCUAGUGAACAUGUUUACCAAUCCGUUUGUUGUUGCAGAGGAGAUAUAUCCUUACCAGCAUCGGAUGCAACCUCUUUCUAUUGUUCCUAAUGCUUCUAUGUAUUCCUUGGAUGUUGUUAGGCAAGCCUAUAUACAUGAUAUUUAA